This is a messenger RNA of Pocillopora verrucosa, 1285 nucleotides long. The record is from RefSeq and is a predicted model, not a curated record. NCBI's taxonomy places the organism in Eukaryota, Metazoa, Cnidaria, Anthozoa, Scleractinia, Pocilloporidae.
AUGAUAGAUAAUCUCAAACGUAGCUCGAAUCCGAAUGUGAUCCACGCCCUUGCACGUGGACACAAGCGUCACGUGCCAUACAGGAAUUCUACUCUCACCAGACUCCUACAGGAUUGCCUUGGUGACAAUGGAAAAACAAAUUUUAUCAUUUGCAUAGCACCUUCCCUCGGCGAAGUAAACGAGACCAAGUGCAGUUUAAACUUCGGUCUUCGAGCCAUGAGAAUAACCAAUGUGGCCCGCCUUAAUGUUGAGGUGGACUAUAAAGUAUUGGCUGAAAGAUUGGCGAAAAAACUCGAGGAUCAAGAAAUUAAAUACAAGUUCGAGAAGCUGGAGUACCUCAGAGAAAUACAGCGGCUGAAAUCUGCAAUAAGCUGUUACCAGGAGAGCGAGAAUUUCGCAGGAAAAGAUCACGAGAAGUUAGUCACAGUAAUUGCCAAUCUUUCCAAAAGUGUCCAACGAGAGAAAGAGGAGAAGAAUAAUCUUCAAACAGAGCUGGUGUGCCUGAAGAAACAAGUGUCUCAACCAGUAGGAACAAGUGCCCCUGAUGUCGAGGCUGUCUUACUUGCCGAGCUUAUGUCCAUGGAAUUGUUAGCAAAUUUACAAAACCCGGAUGCAGCUAAGGGAAUCCUUUUAGAUGACUCACUUCCAGCCAAAGUUAAAAGUCAUCUGGCAUUGGCUGACACCCAAGAAACACUUUUGAACAAUGCUGGGUGUUUCUUGCAGUUGUUAGACCUCCAUCUUGACACUGAACUGGAUGCAAACGAAAGAAAGCGGGCAGCUUCCGAUGCAAAGGAAUAUUUGCAGUUUAAUUUAUCUAAGGCGGGCUCGGUGGAAUUGUUCUCCAAAGACUGCUCCAUCAAAAUUUCUCCUAGGGGUGUCCCUAAAGAACCCUGUCUCAGCCUACCCAUGUACAAUAGCAGUCCCGAUGAAAAUUCCUCUGGACUGGCGGGUGGAGUGCGCAGAAUGUUGGGUAAACUCAUGGGUCGAGAGAGCAAGGACAGGACGUCAGUUUCGCCUGGCACACAUCCCAGCGGCCAAGCAUGCUCUGUUCCUAGUGGUGACGUUACCCAACGUGGGCAUGAUCAGGAAGACCCCAUGAUUAAAACCAAGGCAUUAUUAACACGCCUGACCAGCUCUAAGGAGAAGGUGGAGCAGCAAGUUCUCAGUUUAUUGUCGACGUUGUUUGACGAACAAAUCACCAAAAAUGAAGGACAAUGUCCGCAAUGGAACGAGCUGGGAAAUAAACUGACUAAGCUGAUCAUGUUUCGACGCAAUAACAUGCCUG